Messenger RNA from Ophidiomyces ophidiicola, 2568 nucleotides. RefSeq lists its product as uncharacterized. Bases 1 to 2568 code for a protein of 855 amino acids. Lineage: Eukaryota; Fungi; Ascomycota; Eurotiomycetes; Onygenales; Onygenaceae. The record is from RefSeq and is a predicted model, not a curated record. The transcript has a single exon.
AUGUCGACCUUCAUCCAGAGCCAGCGGAUCACCACCCUGCCGCGGCCAGUCUGGUUAGACAAGGCGGGAUUGAGCAAAGGAAUCAAUCACGAUCGCCAGCACUUGGGGAUCAUCCUAGCGUCGGAUAAGAUCCUCAGAAUACGCCAAACCAACGCUGCUUUUACAGACACAAUCUCCUUGCGUCUACUCAACGACGAUAAAAAUACAGAAGUAUCUGCCGUCGUGGGGAGUAGCUGGACCGAUGUCAAGGCGACAGCGGUGUCUGUUCCUUUUAUCAACACGCCAUAUGGCAGCGUAAGGCCUGUGAUCGAGUACGAGUUCCCAAAGGGGUCGAAGAUCCUACCGGUCUACCACGAAGGAGACAAUGAUGAAGAAAGCUUUUUCGCCGUCUGGGACAGCCAGAAUGCUGAAUUUGCGCUGAUCCAAACCUAUUAUGUGAACAUACUGGUCCCUGCCCGGAACAAGGCCGAUCUGAAGAAGAUGCCAGGCUCGAAAAGCAUCGAAGGUUUGGCUACCUUCUAUCGAUCAUUGUUCACCUUUUAUAAUGAAAUGGCCGGCGUCUCGUUCAACCCACAGCGCCCCACGGAUCUCAAUUCGCGCAAUCGUUAUUUUCUCAAGGCCGACAAGCACGGUGCAGGAGCUGCGUACUACGGUGAUAACUGGUCCGCCGAAUCGACUUCCUCUGUCAGCAGCUUUUGGCUUAGGCCAGAAGCUACCAGCUGGGGCUGUUUGCAUGAAAUUGCCCAUGGCUAUGAAGGACAUUUUAUGGAGGACAAGCACUUCUCCGUGGGAGAGGUGUGGAACAACAUUUAUGGCGCCUGUUAUCAGAACGUCAUGUUAGGCGAUCGUAAGUUUAAAGAAGGCUGGCUCUACGACUACGGCCACCAAGCCCGCGUGGAAAAAACUAUCAAUGAAUAUAUUGAUCAGGGCAAAGCGGUAAACUCCUGGGGCCUUCGUGAAAAACUAUAUUUCCUUAUUUUGAUGAUAGAACAAGCUGGCCACAACACAUUCACCCAUUUCAACCAGCAAUAUCGUUUGAUGAGCAAUACAGAUGGCUUCGUCGGACGUAAGCUUGGCUUGUUGGAUAUGCUAUCGGACAGCUUUGCCAGCUCGGGCCGCCAGAUUGAUGUGACAGCAUUUGUGCGGCUCGUCGGUGGCUAUAUCAGCCCGACACAGGCUCAGCGGAACCUAUACGGGCCUGCCAAAGCUGUGUAUCCCCUCAACCGUUUUCUGGAGGGUGAGACUUUAGCGAAAUCCCAACAGCAGCUGAAAUUGGAUAGCCCUAUAUGCCUGGUGACAGUUGAGCAAAUGCUGAUGACGGGCCAAAGAGGAGACGUUACGUUUGAGUUCGAAAUCGACCACUUCAGCCAGAUUUACGGUGGGGAUAUCUGUUUCUUAGAGGGCGCUCGCAACCAUAAAAUGACCCUUCUUACCCCGAAAAUGAACAUUCCUGGUGGCGCCCCCAUCGGCGUAUACAAAGUGCAUCUUCCCACGGGCCGAGACAUCAAGUACGAAAGGAAGUUCGAAUAUAUGAUUGUUAAGCCCGGGUCAAACACCAUACCCAUAAAAUAUGCUCGCAAGACAACUUCAUCGAUAGUCUCACAAGAAAUAAACUUGCUCGGCCUAGGAGACAGUGAAUUCUGUAGUGUGAUAAUUGACCAAGCUGACAGGGUCAUAAAGGUGGAAGUCACUACAACGAGCCCACACGCUUAUUUCCCUGACCAGACUUAUGCUGAAGUGGUGAUUAAAGAUACAGGCGGCAAGGAGCUUUAUAAGGUUACUAUUCCAGGAACACAUGCGACCAUAAGCCAGAGAGAGUUGAAGUUUGAGCCCGGCUACCAGCUACAUAUAUUCCACAAAGAACCAAGCCGCGUGCGUCUUUCGCCAUCUUUUGAUGGUGUCAUCGAUUCAAAGGCAACGUCCAAUAACUUCGACAUAACCGCGAGCGGCUUGAAGAACAAGUCAUUGAAAAAUGACCCGUUUUUGGGAUUAUUGGCGCGGAUCGAUACCGCAGCAACCACGCUCCGUGGUUACUACGCUAUGAUGCAGGCAGAGAGCAUGGCGAAAGUGGAUAUCUGUCUUGCCAUCGAUCUAUUCCCCAGCCCUCAGCGUGAAGACCUCAGGAAGAAGUAUGCGGAUUGCCUCCCGGCCAACAGGGAUUCGCCUGGCGAGGGAUUGGGAAAUUCAUUUACCUUUGGGUUUAACGGCAUCAGCGAUCAUCGUUUCCUGACAGUCGAAAUGGAUAUUGUGACCAGGAAGAUGAGCGUGAGUCUGGCCGCCGGCGUUGCGCACCACUACUUCUCCGACACAUAUGCGUCGUUCCGAUACGUGGAUGCCAAUGGCCGAGAGCAACUCAACUUAGACAUUAAGGGCGUUGAGAACCAGAAAGAACAAAAAUGGACGUUCAGGAUGUCUGGCGAAGGAGGCGAAGUGAUCCACAUCCGCCAUGAAGAAGCACCCUCCCGCCUGCUUAUUCAGAACAAUAUGCAGAACAUUAGGCUCUCCCGUCGUGAUGUCCGCCAGAACUACCGUCUCACGGAGAUUUCGCUGGACCACAUGGCCGGGUAA